AUGAUUCCCCCCGGUAUGUACCUUCUUCAUAAUGAGGUUCUUGGGAGGGAAAUCUGGUAUAUUUUCUACUCGAUCAGUGGCUUCUUCGCUUCUUCCGAUCGCUUCGAAACCCGUCGGUCGAAUCCAGUUCGAUCCCAGAAACAUGACGAAAACGAAAGGGAUGGGUAAAAAAAGAAAUUAUUUUUUGUGAAAAUGAGAUGAGCAAACGAACGAUGCUUAAUUCAACAUUAUCCCUCGCGCCUUUUUUUAUUACGUUACAGGGAGGGGGAUUCAAGGGUUUCCGGUGAACUGCUUAACGCUGGUCAUUAUUAUACCUAACAAAUUCAAAUCAUCUCUCAGAGGAAGUACCGAUUUUUAGGUGUUGACGGAAUCUGGUCUAAAUUUAAGGCCAAAUUUAACAUUUUUAAGGUACGUAUUCUAUACCGCAUUAUGCUGAAACGGUGAUUUAGACAGAAAAAUGAUUCAGAUUAAGAUUUGUCUGAUGCAUCAUGAUGCAAUAUGUCUUCCUCGGUUAUUAUCAAUUUUAAAAUUUGACACGGACGAUUUUUGAAAGUUUUGUCGUAAAAUGGCUAAAAGAAAUAAAGACUGUCUCAAUUCAACAAAUAAAUGAUUUCAAAACAGUUUCUUUGACUCCUUAUGAAACGCUUUUUUCCUUGAUAAUUUUUACCCCUGGAAAAAAUCCCAAUGUUCAUCUACACUGCAUGCUGUGAUUACAUAAGCCCCCUUUUAAACCUAAUGAUCCGUCUCCCUCUUCUGUAUUCCCUCCGCAACGAACCCAUUAAAUAUCUGAUUGUUAUGUGUAUUGCAUGUUGAAGAAGCGGCGGGAGUGAUUACUAAAAUCCGAAGAAGAUCUGGUUUGUUUUCUUCCGAAAGCGAAAGUUGUUGGGAAAUAAAUGACUUCUGGCGAAUGUUUUGGUUUGACAGUUUAUAUUCUUCGGUAUUUAAUCCAGUUUUUUAUUUUUUAUGCAGAGUACAGUAUUUUUAUUUUGUUCAUAACAAUUAAAUUUUUUACCAGUUUCAUUACUUUUUAUGGCAAUUGUUGUAAAUAAUAAGAUUUUUUUUAAUAAUGACCAACACGUUACCCUACAAAUUGCGCAACACUUACUUUCGCCCCCCAAAUCAAGCUUCACGGCUCAUUUGGCCGUUCCAAUUACCGGUUCCCAAUGAAUAAUUUGUUUUCUCUUACAAGUUAUUAUUAUUUAUCGAACCGAAACCGGGUUACCUCAAGACUCAAGGGCCAUUUCUUUUUUUGUCUUUUCGUAUACGUAGGCUUUCUUUUUUUGUUUGAAGAUAUACAUUGUAGAAAGAAAAAAAGACAAUGGAAUAAUAUUUUUUGAGAAUUCCGAUUGCUUUUGGAAAGUUGUCAAAACGUUUUGGGUGGAGAGUAACCCUGAGGUUAUCUAGACGUCGCUAUGACUGUGAUGGGUAAAUCUUUUGGUUCCGGGAAAGGGUAUAAGAGUUUGCAAAAACCGAAUUUACUUGUUAUGCGGAGAUUGUAAAAUUUUUACGAGUUUCUUUAUGGUGUAGAAGCUUAUGAAAGUUGGGUUUGGAUGAAGGUUGGUCAGAUCAGACAGGAUUAUGAAGUCUAAAUGGCUAGCCAAAACGCUGGAUUUGCCUUUCUCGAGUGGUAUGAAGACCUUCCAAUCCACCCUUCGGCUGGCAUUUUGGACGAUUUUUAAUUCAUUCAACUUUUUCAAUUUUUCAUAAUCGCAGGGAUUCACUAUAAAACCAGGGGCCUGUUUCACUAACAUAAAAAUAAAUAAAAGAGAAGUAGGGGGGAGCGAGAGAGCAUCGAAAACGCGUUUGCGAGCAAGAGAAACCGAACGAAAAGCAGAAGUAGCCUACUUUUGCGGGAGUGACUUUUUACGUCCAAAACCGCGGUUCGCGGCAGUAUUUUGGCCAUAACUUUUUUCUCAGUUGGUCUAGGAACACCCUUCAAAAUUUACAAUGAAGCUGACAGUUUCAGCUAUCACCAAGAUUAUUUUCAUUGCUGUGGUGCCAAAACCCGUCCUUAAAAAAAUCGUAAAGUACGCGUGCUUUAAUUUUUGAGAAAACCGACUAAAUUUGAGCUUAAAAUUCCCAUAACUUGGGUAAAACUUUUCGGAUUGAAACCCUCCAAAAAACAACACAUAGACUUUUUUAAGUAGUUUUAGACAAUAUGUGUUUUGAAUUCCUUUUAUAGCCCGGUGGACCGCUAAUUUUACAGUAGUACGGCCAACCAUCUCGUUUUUUCUUCUUCGCGGAAUAAAAACGCAUUUUUCUCACCAAUUUUUAUAAGAAUAAUUACAAAUUUCAUAUCAGUGUGUAAAGACGUUUCUUAGCUACAUUAUGUUUUUUGAGGGGUGGCGAUAUAUCAUAAAUUGAUAGAGUUACGGGCAAUUAAAUCAAGGUAACCUCCAUUUUUGACCAUAAAAAGUCGUUCCGAAAGGGGCGAACUUUUCCUCUUCCUUUGAUUUGAGGGCUCUUUUUAUGACAAAAAUGGAGGUAAAUUUGCCAUAACUCAGCCAUAAUAAGACCUACAAUUGGCCCUCUAAAAAAGCCUCAUAGAAAAAAAGACGGGCUAUCGACUGGUAUAAAUCAAAGCGUCAACAUUUUGAAAUUGACCGAGAAAUAAAACAUUUCGUAUCUUCAGUGUAAAUGUACUCUGUACUUUCAGCUAUAUAGCUAAUCUACUCUUGAAAAUAAAACAACGAAAUUUGGAUAUGUUGUAGUCUCAACCGUCAGCUUUAUUUGGUUUUUUGAAGGGUGUUCCUAUACCAAUUGAGAAAAAAGUUAUGGCCAAAAUUCUGCGGCCAACUCCGGUUUUUGGACGUAAAAAGUCACUCCGAAAGAGAAGUAGGCUACUUCUGCUUUUCGUCCGGUUUCUCUCGCUCGCAAACGCGUUUUCGAUGCUCUCUCGCUCCCCCCUACUUUUCAUUUAUUUAUUUUUAUGUUAGUGAAACAGGCCCCAGCACUAUUGGAAAAUUUUUCAAUUUCUUGCCUCUUUUUUCAUAAAAGGCAAAAAGUUCUUCCUGAUGAAGCAACUCGUAAAUUUUAAUGGCUUAUAAAUCGCAGAAAUGCCUGAGGCUAAAUUUCCAAAAUACCUAAAUCCAUUGUUGCAGGUAACUGGAAUGCCGUUGAAACGGCGCGAUGCAUUGAAGAGCCGCCGACGAAACCCCCAAAACAAACAACAACACCAUUCCCAGAGCUAUUCCACUUCCGGUUUCAGUUGUGCAGAUGCCUGCCUGAAUACGGCGAUCUCUUUUUCUCAGACGGUGAACUCAAGCCGUGUGAGUUCUGAGGAAGAGAAUAAAGAUGUCAGGCCAGUGACGACGCGAAGGAAGCGAUGGAUGUAUAUAGUCUUGGCAACAGUUGCUUUUACACUCUCUUCGAUACAAAUGGGUAGGGCAUUGGUCAAAAAUUAUAUUACACUUACCAUCUAAUUCCUUUGGAAUCCCUUUUAUAAUAGUCAUUGUUUUUAGCCUCCUCAACAGUGGUAAUAAAAAGAUUAACAGCCAAACAAUGCCUUACAAAUCCCUGUCUAAAUGGGGGAACUUGCACUCCCGGCAAGAUAGCUUGUGAUUGUGCUCAUGGAUGGAUGGGGAGAUUCUGCAACCGUACGUUGAUCCAGUUGUAUAUGAGUGCAGAUUUCAGGCAGGUGUCGGAAUAUCUAUCAAAGUUGCGAUCGAUGGGCAUUGGAAGAAAAGUGUGAAGUUGUGAGGACUCAAACAAACUUCUUUGACAUCAACUGUGCCGUUUCUUGUGGGAUCUGCACUUCUGAUCCAAGUGUUCGUAAGUAUAAUUAAAAUCAGGCAGUACUCUUUAAAAAGAACCCUGAAAAUGACUAAUCAUUACCACCGCUUAGACCUACCACGAAUCCCAUUGGCCCCCGCAUUAGAGCCUUUACAAUUUAUGCUGGGCCGCUGGUAUUCGGCCGCUUCCAAAUCUUAUCGAUUCCCAUCAGAUAUGAAAGGGGACACCUAUGAAGAGAUCUUGGAUAUCAUGCCUGCAGAAGUACCCAUGUUUGGAGCACCAUCUCUUAAUCUGACGUAAGGCUAACGAAUUUCAACAACAAUAUUUUUCGGGAAUGGAUGACUUAAAAUAAUGUUUUUAGAAGUACAUCCUGGUCUGGACCAGACCGUCGGAUCGUCCACGGAUUCCUAACACUUAAACCUAACUCAAUCCCCCCAGAAGUAGCUAUUUUGAGUACAGCAAAUGAAGGUUUGAAUAUGAUUGAGUUGGGGAGUAUUCAAGGAGGUGCGGCUACCUUCAAUAUAUCUUAUAUGCAGGUCCAUCCCGGACUAAAUAGCGUUCAAUUACCUCUUGGAGUAAGUUCUAAGUAAUACAUUCAAUUGAUUUUUCUAGGCAACCCGGAGAUUCAAACGACAAGGAGCUCUCUUGGAAAUGACAGUGGCCAAGCUCUAUUCCCAGAAUCGCGUCCAGCAAUUUAAGAAGAUGUUCCGGAAGAUAUAUUCAUAUCAAUAUUAG
Messenger RNA from Bursaphelenchus xylophilus (pine wood nematode), 4467 nucleotides. The record is from the annotation of a GenBank genome assembly. NCBI's taxonomy places the organism in Eukaryota, Metazoa, Nematoda, Chromadorea, Rhabditida, Aphelenchoididae.